GUGAUGUGCUCUGCUGCCUUCACCACCCUCUGUAGUGAUUUUCAGAAAGUAGAGUCGCUUGUGAGCUUUCCUGAUAGCAAUGUCUGUGUGAAGGGUCCAGGAGAGAUCCUCAGUGAUGUAGACUCCAAGGAAUUUAAAGUUGGUGACACUUUCGACCUCGACACUGUUGAUGUUGAUGGACUGGUGUUCCCUGACUGGUCGUUUCUGGUAGUCCACUAUCAUUUCCCUUGUUUUGCUGAUGUUGAGAGUCAGGUUAUUUUCCAGACACCACUUGUACAGCGCUAUCACCUCCUCUCGAUAGGCCAUCUCAUCGUUGCCUGUGAUGAGGCCUGGUUGUGUCAUCCGCAACCUUGAUAAUGGUGUUGGACUUAUGUUUAGCAACGCAAUCGUGUGUGUGAACAGGGAAUAAAGGAGGGAGCUAAGCACACAUCCCUGUGGCAUUCCUGUGUUUAGGAUGUGAUGAGGAGGUGUGCUUACCUGCUCUCACGACCUGGGGCCUGUUCGUGAGGAAGUUCAGAAUCCAUCUGCAGAUGGGUGUUCCCAGCCCAAGGUCGACGAGCUUCGAGGCAAGUUUUGAGGGGAUGAUGGUGUUAAAAGCCGAGCUGUAGUCGAUGAAGAGCAUUCUUGAACAUGUUUUUUUUUUUCCAGGUGAGUGAGGUUGGUGUGCGUUGUUAGGGCGAUGGCAUCCUCUGUAGUUAGGCGAACUGAAGAGGGUCCAGCCUGUCAGGGAGGGAGAAGCAGAUGUGACCUUUGACUAGCCGCUCGAGGGACUUCAUAAUGACAAUGUCAGUGCAACAGGGCGGUAGUCAUUCAGACAGGAGACCGCUGAUUUCUUUGGGACAAGAAUGACAGUGGAUGUUUUGAAGGAUGUGAGGACCACUGACUGUCUCAGGGAGAGGUUGAAGAUGUUGGUGAACACCCCUGCCAGCUGGUCGGCGCACGCCCUGAGAACCCAGCCUGGGAUGCAGUUAUAGCCUCACUGUCCUCCUGAGGGUAGAGGAUCUGCUCCUUGUUGUCUUUAUAUGCGUCAGGAUUCCCUGAGGAGGAGAUGGAGGAGCAAAGGAAGAGUUUAGAAAUUGAUUCUCCACAAGCGGAACAAAGAGGAAAAAAUGGCCAGAGACCUCAGCACUGCAGUGGGCCUGACAAAGCUCACCCACCAGCCGCAAAGGGAAACAGAGUGCAUCGUUGUGUCGUCUGUGGAAAGGCUUUCGCCAAGAUGGACCACCUCAGAAGACACCAACGCAUCCACAGUGGGGACAGACCCUUCAUCUGUGAGCAGUGUGGAAAGGGUUUUACUCAGUCGAGUGAUUUAAAAAAGCACCAGCUCAUCCACAGUGGGGUUAAACCAUUCAGCUGUGAGCAGUGUGGGAGGUGUUUUAUUCGGAAGAGUGAUUUAAAACAGCAUCACUUCGUCCACAGUGGGGUUAAGCCAUUCAGCUGUGACCACUGUGGAAGGGGUUUUACCUGCGUUAGUAAGUUACAGAGACACCAGCUCAUCCACAGUGGGGUUAAACCAUUCUGCUGUGGUCAGUGUGGAAGGAGUUUUAAUGAGAUGAGUGAUUUAAACAGUCAUCAGCUCACUCACAGUGGAGUUAAACCAUACAUCUGUGAUCAGUGUGGAAAGGCGUUCACUUGCAUUAGUAAAUUAAAACGACACCAGGUCACCCACAGUGGAAUUAAAGCAUUUGUCUGCGGCGAGUGUGGAAAGGCUUUUACAGAGAAGGGUGAUUUGAAAAGACACCAGUUUGUCCACAGUGGGGUUAAACCAUUCACCUGUGAGCAGUGUGGAAAGUCUUUUACUUGCCCGAGUAAAUUAAAAACACAUAAGCUCAUCCACAGUGGAAUUACAGCAUUCACCUGUGAGCAGUGUGGAAAGGGUUUUGCUUUCAGUGGGAUCUUAAAGAAACACCAGCUGAUCCACAGUGGGGUUAAACCAUUCAAGUGUGAUCAGUGUGGAAAGUGUUUCACUCGCAGGGAUGAUUUAAAAACACACCAGUUCACCCACAGUGACGUUAAGCCUUUCAGCUGUGAGGAGUGUGGAAAAGGUUUUGUUAGCCACAGGAGCUUAAAAAGACAUCAGCUCAUCCACAGUGGGGUUAAAGCAUUCAUCUGUGGGGAGUGUGGAAAGGCCUUUACUGAGAUGGGUGAAUUGAAAAGACACCAGUUUACCCACAGUGGGGUUAAACCAUUCAGCUGCGAUCAGUGUGGAAAGUGUUUUAGUCAGAAAGGUGAUUUAAAAAAUCACCAGCUCCUCCACAGUGGAAUUAAACCAUUCAGCUGUGGUCAGUGUGGAAAGGCCUUUACGCUGAUUACUAACCUACGGAGACAUCAGCUCACCCACAGUGGGGUUAAACAGUUCAGCUGUGGUCAGUGUGGAAAGGCCUUUACUCAUAAAAGAUACUUAAUAAACCAUCUGCAAACCCACUCUGGACAUAAGCAGUAAAUGUGUGACGUCUGUGGAGAAGCAGCCUAAAACCAAAGCAUGGACACUCCACAGUGGCAUCCAUCGUCUGCCUUUUAUCCAAAUUAUUGGAGUUCUGAAGUAACACUGUAACCAGAGAGACCCUCAAAUCCCUCUCUAUGGUAAUAACAUCAUCGUAUCAUUUUAAAAUCUUUUGAUUCAUAAAAUGUUAUUAAAGAAUGAACAGUGGGGUGCUGGGAUCGCCACUCCUUGCUUUGUACACUAUUCUUACUGCUUUCUUUUAAACAUACUGAGUUUGUCAUUGUUUUAUGUUAAUCCCCCCCUGUUGACCCAGUAGAGCAAGUAUGGAGCUACAUACAAUACAGUACAGUUUUUAAAGACAAUCCAUAUUUACAAGUCCUCUUUGUGUAAUAAAGUUUUUUUCUUAGAAAAAAAA
Maylandia zebra (zebra mbuna) is the source of this 2858-nucleotide messenger RNA. NCBI's taxonomy places the organism in Eukaryota, Metazoa, Chordata, Actinopteri, Cichliformes, Cichlidae. The record is from RefSeq and is a predicted model, not a curated record.